Fusarium tjaetaba is the source of this 1383-nucleotide messenger RNA. RefSeq lists its product as uncharacterized. The transcript is spliced from 2 exons. NCBI's taxonomy places the organism in Eukaryota, Fungi, Ascomycota, Sordariomycetes, Hypocreales, Nectriaceae. Bases 1 to 1383 code for a protein of 460 amino acids. The record is from RefSeq and is a predicted model, not a curated record.
AUGUCGCUAUGGGGUUUGCGAUUUCAUCACACGGCCAAGAUGCCUGAGCCUGUGCGAAAAAAGGCCGUCAGGGAUGGUUUCAAGCAGCUUGACUUUCUUGUCACUCUCCGAAAUCGCGUUAUCGUGUUUGCUUCGUCCAAGGAUGUAUGCUUGUAUGCUUCUUUCGUCCAUUUGCCUCCGGAAACUCCUGAGGAGGCUGAGAGUCUCCGCGACAUCUCAUCGGAUGAAGCCACCACUGAGCACGAGUCUGGCCAAGAUCGAGAGAGUGAUGGCGAGGACCCGUGGGAGGCGCAAGCUGCAGCAAGCGCUAAAGCCGUGGAGGAGGAAGACGCCGCUGACUCGCAAGGCGACACUGGAUCUGAAGAGAACGCCGGAAACACCAACCUAUCCGAUGCUGAGGCCGCCGUGGAUGAGAACUUCAAUCACCAUAUGAAGGUUCUGGCUGCCGCUUUGUCUAGCGCCUCCGCUCCUGCUCAGGCUUCUCCCGUUGACACCACGACAGCGGAGAGUUCGGGAACUACCAACCAGUUUCUUACAAAUGAUCCCGGAAGCAGCGAAGAAGGGAAUGGUCAGUCCUUGGGUCAACCCAUGGACGUUGAACCCUCGUCAAGUGUCAAUACCGAGGGCACCGAUUCAGAGGGCACCAACACAGGUGAUAACCCAGAGGGCAACAGCCCAGAAUCAGAAUGGCUGACGAACACCCCGGGUGCUCCUUACAACAACGGAGUGGCUGGCUCUCCCAACAACGCUGACAACCCUAGCCAGGCUGCUGAGAGUCACGAGACAGCGACUCAGGAAGACGGGGAGGCAGACGCCAACUCUGUCGGGGAAGUUGAAGACCAACCCGUCGGGCCCAACAACCUUCACGUUCCUAUGUAUAGACGACCCAGCACCCUUUUUGACACUCCUCCUACUUGGGCUGACCAGUAUAAAAAGUUCUUUGAUAAGGCCUUUGCGGUCUGGUGUGUGUUUUAUAACACUCGUGCACCCAGACCCCUCCGCCAACGACUCAAAGAUCAGGAUACGCACGAGGCGGCCGUCAAGCGGUAUAAUCUGAUUAACUUGGGACUUUACCCUUGUGUCACCGCUGAACAUCUCCUGGAGCUGAAGCUUCGCAUCGAUGACGCCGCUCACUUCUGUGAUUUCCUGACUGCCAAUAUCAUGGAGAUCGAUCAUGCCAAGGACCAGAGAAAGGAGGCCAUCUACACCUAUCCUGCCAACUCACCGCUUCGACUCCGAACCAAAGGCCUCGGAAGUUCCCUGCGCUACGCGACUCAUGUCGACGAGGGCUGGGAUGACCUGGAGGACAACUGGGGAAUGCCUCCUAUCCCAAAGAAGAGAAGCCCAAUUCAGUUUCACUCAUCACAAAGAAUGUCUUGGUAA